AUGAGCCGCGCCCUGCGCGACACCGCCGAGCACAUGCGGCGCGAGCUGAGGGGCGUGGCCGAGCGGGUGGAGCAGCUGGCCGAGAGGGUGGCGGCGGUGGAGAGGGCCCAGCAGCGCACCAACGACAUCCUGCUGCACGCGACCAAGCGACAUCAUACACCAUGCUGCCAAAAUUUCUCAGCUGCUGGAUUACUGCAAAUCAAGGCUAGAAAUGUGUUGAAGAAAAUUCUCAAUGAGAGUCAGUUUUCUACACAUACAUUCAUAAAAAAGAAGUAUAUUUCUGACAGUACAAAUUUCAUAAAGAUAAUUCCCAAGACAAAGCAACUCAGCAAAAGCUGCAAUAACAUAAAAUGGUUAUUAAAAUUAAUUAGGGAUGAAAUGGACCAAAUUGAAUAUAGCAAAUCAUAA
This is a messenger RNA of Gryllus bimaculatus (two-spotted cricket), 408 nucleotides long. Lineage: Eukaryota; Metazoa; Arthropoda; Insecta; Orthoptera; Gryllidae. The record is from the annotation of a GenBank genome assembly.